Clarias gariepinus (North African catfish) is the source of this 5168-nucleotide messenger RNA. RefSeq names its product solute carrier family 8 member 4b (gene slc8a4b). Gene Ontology annotation, biological process: calcium ion import across plasma membrane; cell communication; sodium ion transmembrane transport. Gene Ontology annotation, molecular function: calcium:sodium antiporter activity. Gene Ontology annotation, cellular component: sarcolemma; postsynapse; axon. The transcript has 10 exons. The record is from RefSeq and is a predicted model, not a curated record. Bases 603 to 3386 code for a protein of 927 amino acids. Lineage: Eukaryota; Metazoa; Chordata; Actinopteri; Siluriformes; Clariidae.
CUCACAGAUUCAGUUCCUUCUAUCUUCUCUGCUCUUCUCCUCUGAGCUUGAAGCUCUCUCUCUCUCUCUCUGUCACACAGAGACACAGGUAUUUGCAUAAGUUAUUAUCGGCAGCAGCGUCCUCUCAGCUCGGAGCUGUGGAUGCAGGAGACAGGGUGAGAGUCUGAUCCGGUUUGAAAGGGCAUCGUAAAUUCUUCCCACCAGUCUGCGAUCGAUCCUGCAGAGGAGGAGAAAUCAUUUUCGCCCCGCAGCUGCUCACACUGUAGUGGUCGGAAACUAGGCGAAGAGGCGCAUCGCCUCCAGAAAACACUCAUUCAUAACUAAUGCCAUGGAGCCGGGCAGCGGCAGCGUGAUGUUCCUCUGAGGCAGCGGAUCGCCAGGAAGCGGACCGACAGACAGGAUAAAAGGAAGCUAACCUAGUGAGUGAGAUGCCCUAGCCAUGACUGCCUAGCACCUGCAUUCUGUUCCAGAGUCCCUGCAGAGACAGACGAAGACAGGCCGUUACCUGUUAAUAGAGGAGCUUUGGUUUCUGUCACCAAAAGUGGCUUAAACCUACAGAGAAGAUCAUUACAACUGCUGUAAAGGGCUGAAGAUUCUGAACCAUGCAUCUCACCCACCAAACCCUUUAUUUAAUUUUCCCUUUACUUUUUCUAAUCUCUUUCUCAUUCCCCUCCAAUGCUGACUCCUAUGACCUACCCUCCUCCAGUGCCAACUGUUCCCAGGGUGAUGUAUGCUCUGAGGGUGUGAUCUUACCAGUAUGGAAUCCUCAGAAUCCUUCAGUGGGAGACAAGGUGGCCCGUGCUAUUGUCUACUUUGUGGCCUUAGUAUAUAUGUUCUUAGGAAUGUCGAUCAUUGCAGAUCGCUUUAUGUCUUCCAUUGAGGUAAUCACCUCCCAAGAAAAGGAGAUCACCAUCAAGAGACCCAAUGGAGAGACCUGCACAGCUACAGUGCGCAUCUGGAAUGAGACAGUCUCCAACCUAACCCUUAUGGCUCUUGGGUCUUCAGCUCCUGAGAUCCUGCUUUCAGUCAUUGAGGUGUGUGGGCACCAUUUUGAGGCUGGAGAUCUCGGCCCAAGCACCAUCGUGGGCAGUGCUGCCUUCAACAUGUUUGUCAUCAUUGGACUCUGCGUCUAUGUGGUGCCUGAUGGGGAGACCAGGAAGGUCAAGCACCUGCGAGUCUUCUUUGUGACAGCAGCAUGGAGUAUCUUUGCCUAUGUGUGGCUCUAUGUUAUCCUCUGUGUGGUAUCCCCCAGUGAGGUGGAGGUCUGGGAAGCUGUGCUCACCUUCCUCUUUUUCCCAGUAUGUGUGGUGCAGGCAUGGGUCGCUGACCGCCGCCUCUUCAUCUACAAGUACAAUCGUAAGCACUACCGUGCCGACAAGAGCCAUGGCAUUGUGGUGGAGACAGAAGGAGGAGAAGAAGUGGUGAAGGAGACAACUUUCAACAAGAUAGACAUGUUGGAGCUGGACGGCAUGGCAGCCCACUUGGAUGGAAUGCUGGGGGGAGAAGAUGGACUUGGAGGACGUGAUCAUGAGGACGAGGCCAGGAGAGACAUGGCCAGGACACUGAAGGAGCUCAAACAGAGACACCCAGAUAAAGAUAUGGAGCAGCUUAUAGAGAUGGCCAAUUAUCAGUAUGUUAUUUCAUGGUCUUACUUUCAGGUGCUAAUGCAGCAGCAGAAGAGUCGAGCUUUUUACCGUAUUCAGGCAACACGGAUGAUGACUGGAGCAGGAAACAUUUUGAAGAAACAUGCAGCUGAUCAGGCCCGGAAAGUGGUGAGCAGUGGAGAGGCACGGGAGCAGGAGGACGACCCCUAUACCACACGUCUAGAGUUUGAGCCAGCACUCUACCAGUGCUUUGAAAACUGCGGCCUAUUGAAACUCACAGUGGCAAGGCAUGGGGGAGAUGCAGGCUGCACUGUAAAGGUUGAUUUUCGUACAGAAGAUGGCACUGCCAACGCUGGCUCUGAUUAUGAAUUUGCUGAAGGCACUCUGGUCUUUAAGCCUGGAGAGAAUCUCAAAGAACUCACUGUGGGCAUAAUCGACGAUGACAUCUUUGAAGAAGAUGAGUACUUCUACGUGCACCUGAGCAACCCGCGCAUUGUGGGCGGAACGGAAAACCACCUGGCAGAUGGGAGCACUCCGGCUCUAAAGGCAGCUCUGGGAGAGGCUCACACUGCCACGGUGACCAUCUACGAUGAUGACCAUGCUGGCAUCUUCACAUUUGAGAGUGAAGCGACACGGGUAAGCGAGAGCGUGGGCAUCAUGCAAGUCAAGGUCCAGAGGACGUCUGGCGCCCGGGGUCUUGUUGCUGUCCCUUACCGCACUGUUGAUGGUACAGCUCGUGGUGGAGAAGACUAUGAGGAAACUUCUGGAAAACUGGAAUUCAAAAAUGACGAGACUAUGAAGAUCAUUGAAGUGAAGAUCAUUGAUGAUGAGGAGUAUGAGAAAAACAAAACCUUCACUAUUGAACUGGGCGAGCCUGUUCUUCUGGAGAUUGGACAGAAACAUGGGGAUUCCAACGAGAAUAACCCCACAGUAGGAGCAGAGGAAGAAGAGGUAGCUAAGAUGGGAUGUCCCAGUCUAGGAGAACACACCAGGCUGGAAGUGGUGAUUGAGGAGUCCUAUGAGUUCAAGAGUACAGUGGAUAAGCUCAUCAAAAAGACCAAUCUGGCUCUGGUAGUCGGAAGCAGCAGCUGGAGGGAGCAGUUUGUCAGCGCGGUUACCGUGAGCGCAGGUGAUGACGAUGAGGAGGAAAGUGGCGAAGAGCGUCUCCCUUCCUGCUUCGACUACAUCAUGCACUUUCUUACAGUCUUCUGGAAGGUUCUGUUUGCCUUUGUGCCUCCCACCGAGUACUGGAAUGGCUGGGCAUGUUUCAUCGUAUCAAUCUCUUUGAUUGGCAUCUUAACUGCAGUGACGGGUGACCUGGCCUCCCACUUCGGCUGCACCAUCGGACUGAAGGACUCCGUUACCGCCGUGGUGUUUGUAGCACUCGGCACCUCAGUACCAGACACCUUUGCCAGUAAGGUAGCUGCCAUUCAGGACCAGUAUGCUGACGCUUCCAUUGGGAAUGUAACGGGCAGCAACGCAGUAAACGUGUUCCUGGGCAUCGGUGUGGCGUGGACCAUUGCCGCCGUGUACUGGCAAAGCAAGGGCAAAGCCUUCAAAGUGGACCCAGGCUCUCUGGCAUUCUCUGUCACACUCUUUACUGCGCUGUGUGUGGUGUCUGUGAGUGUGCUGCUGUAUCGCCGGCGCCUCUCGGUGGCUGGUGGAGAACUGGGUGGCCCACGGACUUGCAAGCUGGUGACGUCGCUGUUUUUCUUUGGUCUUUGGCUUAUUUACAUUUUAUUGGCCUCCCUGGAAGCAUACUGUCACAUUCCUGGAUUCUGAAACAAAAAUAAAGCAUGUGAAAACACAACACUCUAAAUUCACUUCUCACACUAGAUAAACAGCUUUGUUAACGUUUUAGUACUUAAAUAAACUGUGAGUGUCAUGUUCCACAAUAGACCCCCCCCCCCCCCCCCACCCUUAAUUGUCUAGGUUCUCUGAAGAAUUACCUUACUGUGGAUCCCUUUGUCUCUUUGCCUUACUCUAAGAACUUGUCUUUUCCAGUAACCAAUGAGCCUUGUUCUUCACAUCUUUCCUGUUUGAGCCAAUUCAAAGUUUUCAGAUAGAAGGAGACCUGAUUAUGUUUUUCUACACUUUUUCAAUGGUGUCAAGUGUCAGUAUUGUUACUGUGUAAUUGUCAGUAUGGUAUAUUGAAAAGGACAUUUGCAGACAGACAGACAGUCAGUGACUAAGUGGAUAAAAUCAUAGCCUUGCUAUACAUGUUGACAAGUUAAAGUACGCUUGAAAAUGGAAGAAGAUCAUAAGAAAACAGCAGAGGAUGUGGACAGAUAAUAAGCAGAUUCUUUGAAGGAAGACCCACGCUGAGAAAAUCCUCAGUCUGGACUCGGAGAAGCAAGAUAAAAAGACCAGGAAGCAGGUUCGAAAAUGCUUUGGAUGGUGUUGAAGAUUGAACACUAUUUUAAACUGCAUGAGCUGGAUUUGUGGACCCUGCUGACACCCAGCCGCACACUAAAGAGGAUUUUCCAGGGAAGAACUCCUGCUGACACAAUAAGCUAAUUUUGUCCGUGGACGCGUUCUUGUUCUUUGGAAAUGGUAAAAGAUCUGAACCUCAAGCGUGGAGAAGCCAUGGAGAAGAAAGAGCCGGUCGAUGCUGUGCUGAUCUGUAUGGGCAGUGGGAGGUGGCAUUUACAGCAUGGCCACCACCUCCAACACGCCAAGGGGAGAAGCGUUACUAUGGAAAUACCGUACCGAAACAGGAAAUGACCUUUGUGCCAUGUGUGUCCAGUGCAUGUACACAGGCUGUGUCAUUCCUUGUGUGUCUACAGGAACUUAUAGACUUUACAUGUUCCAGAAUACAAUUAUUAUUAUUAUUAUUAUUUUAUAUAAAUAACUUUAAUGUUGAUGUCCAAGUCCAAUUGUACUGUACGUUAUCAGUCAUCGUCACAGUCAGUAUUUGUUACAGCUGGCUUCAGUGUGUGCCGUGAAGAUAAAGUGUCCGUGACUUUUCGUCUAGUGAUUAAAUAGGAGAGGGAGAAAGAAACAGAAAAGUUAUGACUACUUCGUUCUCCUGUCCUCCUUCUCUCCUUCCUCCUCCUCCUCCUCCUCUUCCUUCUCCUCCUCCUCUUAUCUUAGUCCCCUGUAUUUCUGUGCUCAAAAUAGUCAUCCACCACAGAGAGGAAACGGAGACAGAGAGGGAAAAAAGAAAUGAGUGUGACAGAUUUAGUACUUGUGCAGAUCUUUAGCUAUUCUAAGUAGCUACUGAUGCCUGAUCCAUUGUUUUGAGUGAUAGAAUGCGUGCGUGGGGUAUUUUUAGCUAGUCCUGUUGCUAGGCAACCAUCGCGGAGUCAUUGUCUCGUGUGUGUGUGUGUGUGUGUGUGUGUGUGUUGAGCGCCUUUUACGGUAGCUACUUUUCUUUCUGGCUGUCUGGUUUCUCUUAAUAAAUUGGAGCGCCAUUCCGAUGCAGAAAAUAAGUGUUAUAAUUGCAUUCCACACACACACACACACACACACACACAGAUGUGUGUGAUGUAAUAUUUUUAAAAAAAACUGAGUGACCAGUUAUGGGAAAGUAGCCUUAGAGCAGUUAUGUUUUACACACACACA